AUGACCGCAAGCAAGAAACCCCGCAUUGCUGUGGUUGGCAAUACUGGCAUUGGCAAGUCGUACAUUCAGCUUGUGAUCCUAUUGUGGUGGGCGCGUCCUUCGUUGCGUCGAUUGGAUUCCACGUCGACCUUGCUCCUCUACGAGGUGUGUGUUUCGAAGGAUGAGAUCCAGCUCAGUGGCAUCACGAGAGGUCACCUGUGGGCUACAGUGUCGCCAUUGAAGGACCGGUACAAGGAAUUUUCCAAAUACAGUGCCGCCGUGAAGUACAUGGAAUGCCCUUACGAUGACGAGCUGGUGUUCAUGGCUGCCGUGAUGGAGAACGACAACGCGAGGUUUUUGAAGGCUGAAGAUAAAGCGGGAUGGAGUGAAUUGGCCGAGUUGACCUUGGAGAAACUCCAAAAAGCAUGGUUUAUCAUCGAGAAGAGGUCUGCUGGUAUGCUGGAAAUCAGUGAUCGUAUCCUCCGCAUUGCGCCCGUGUUGGACGGCGUGUUUACUGUUAAUUCGUAUACGCUAAAGCUGACGAACGAUCUUGUGGCGGAACGUUUGGGCAAUCUGAUGUUCGGCAUCGACGUGCAGCAACUCAAGAGGCAACUCAUCGCUCCCGCUGUCAAGGGGUCGAUGUCCAUUACCCUCGAAACGUUUUUCGUCAAGUAUGCCGCCGCGCACGACAUCGAACGGCGUUGGGAGGGUUGGGAAGUGGCCACGGCGAAGUUCUCUGCCAAUUCAAACGACGACCCUAAUUGGACGCCGCAAUGCGAGGCCUUCUCGUUGAACGUGAAUCAAAUCAACCGGGCCAAGAAACCAACGUAUGCCGACUUUGUGGCUGCCCCCACGUCGAUCUUUUACAUGAACGACCCUGGGUAUUCGUUUGUGGACUGUUUUUGGUACGAUGACAACAUGAAGGCGGUGCACGCAGGCCAAACGGGGCUUGAAAAGGCCGGUGUCAGUGUUCCCCAACACUAA
This is a messenger RNA of Aphanomyces astaci, 963 nucleotides long. RefSeq lists its product as hypothetical. Bases 1 to 963 code for a protein of 320 amino acids. Lineage: Eukaryota; Oomycota; Saprolegniomycetes; Saprolegniales; Verrucalvaceae. The transcript is spliced from 4 exons. The record is from RefSeq and is a predicted model, not a curated record.